Messenger RNA from Fundulus heteroclitus (mummichog), 1792 nucleotides. RefSeq lists its product as uncharacterized. Bases 467 to 1792 code for a protein of 441 amino acids. Lineage: Eukaryota; Metazoa; Chordata; Actinopteri; Cyprinodontiformes; Fundulidae. The record is from RefSeq and is a predicted model, not a curated record. The transcript has 3 exons. Gene Ontology annotation, cellular component: nucleus. Gene Ontology annotation, molecular function: RNA binding; protein binding. Gene Ontology annotation, biological process: negative regulation of transcription by RNA polymerase II; nervous system development.
CAGACAUGAGAGGCUGUGAGAGAAAGAGAGCAAGAGAUGGCGAAGCUGUCUGAGAAAGGUUAACAUGACUGAGUGUGUGAGUGAGUGAGUGAGUGAGUGAGCAGAGUGGGAGUGCAAAAAUGUAAAAGUGAGUAGGAGGGAAGAGAGAGACAGAGAGAGAGAGAGAGAAGAGAGGAGAGAAGGAGUGUCUGGUGAGCUCGUCUGGAUGCCUCUGCUCAUUCUGCUUUCUCACCUGGAGUCUGCGAGCAGAACAUCGGCCACACAGGUGUGUGGGGAGUGACUGGUGGACAUGCAGCACAAAGACUAGAGCCACCGAAGUGUUCGGGAAGCAACAUAUCAGGGGGGGACCCGGGAUGUGUCACAGUUCCCAAGAGGCCGAUGGAGGUUUUGACCCGUGACCCCCAAACCACCUCGAUCUCGGCAGAAGGCCAUGCGUCGCUGGAGUGAAUGACGGCGCUUUGAGGCCAUGAGCUUCACAACAAGCCCAGCUCUGGUCCCGGACAGGGACAGCCUCCCGUUUAAAAAGAGAGACCAAAGAGUGAGCUCCCCUCUGCAGCAGCAGAGGCAGCAGCUGCAGUGUGACGCCACAAACUUCAAGGCCCCCUAUCCGUACAAGAGCCACGGUGAUUUAAAGACGAAACACAUGGGUCUGUUCCGACCUGUGCCGAGGCGGGUCACAGCCCUGUACCAACCCUGGAUGCACACGCAGCCCCCUCCUAGGGCCAAACUGCAAAUCCCGUCUGCUUUCAGGGAGCACCACGGCUGGGCGGAGUGGAGAGAGUUCAGUCCUCUGCCUCCUGUGUGGGACUUCUCCCAUCAGUACCACCUGCAGAGCCAUUUAUCUGGGACACGGGCUCACCCCUCAGGACAUCCACACUAUCUCUCUAGAUUCAACGCCGGCUCUCUGGUCCCUGAGGGCGCCCACAGAGCGGGCGGAGGCUGGGAGCGGCUCAAGACGUUGAAAGAGAAAGCGCACGGCGCACAUAAAGGCCCGUACGCGAGGAGAGGAGAGAGAAGAGCCGAGGAUUUACACAGGGAUGAAAAAGGGGCCGCUUACCUACCUCAUUCCAGACACGAGGGCGCUCCCUUCAAGCCAAAUGCAUCGUUCAAAUCAACAAAAGCCAUAUCUGCGUCUGCGCAAUCCCCCAUCAGAGAGUGCCCCGACAACUCCAACGGCACAUGCACUUCCACGACAGGAGCCAAGCAGAGCGCCUCCCCUAAUCACUUCCCCUGGCUGCUUCCCCACUUUGUUGCAGGAUCUCUGAUCGAGCUCCGAGACGGGCGGCUGAGGAGGGUGGAGAACCUGCAGACCGAGGACUUUCUGCUCGGCUCCCUGGCCUGUCCAGACCUGCGCCUGAGCUGCUGCACGGUGCAGAGCAUCUCCCCGUCGGCCUCGUCCACCUCCGUCUCCCGCCUCCUCAUCCUGCUUCACGAGCAGCGGUCCCAGGAGCUGGUCGACGUGUACGUGGAGUACCCAUUCUUUGUGCGCGGACAGGGCUGGUCAUCCUGCAGCCCUCAGAGGACGGCUCGUCUCUGUGGCCUGCAGUGCCGGCAGCUCAGCGUGGGAGACGUCUGCUUGGCGCUCACGCCCGUCUCUGCUCCCAAGCCACCACUCUCAGACUCCCCGGGGCCAAAGACUGCACCCAGACAGUCGGAGGACAGUUCUAGCUCUGAUUCCCCAAAGGCAAACGCUGCCAUGCGCAGUCCGGUUCCACCUGAGCUAAAGGAGCUUGCAGCGGAGCAAAUAACAGGGGUCAAGGUAUCCCGCAGGAGGCACUAUUCAGCCCCGUGA